Molecule: messenger RNA, 2316 nt
Organism: Thamnophis sirtalis
Lineage: Eukaryota; Metazoa; Chordata; Lepidosauria; Squamata; Natricidae
Gene: ZIC2
Product: Zic family zinc finger 2
Biological process (GO): regulation of transcription by RNA polymerase II
Cellular component (GO): nucleus
Molecular function (GO): DNA-binding transcription factor activity, RNA polymerase II-specific; RNA polymerase II cis-regulatory region sequence-specific DNA binding
Source: RefSeq, a predicted model, not a curated record
GCUCCGUUCCUUCGUUCUUCCUUUCGCUCCUGCGGCAGCGGCAGCGGCGGCAGCCCAGAGCCCCGGACCUUGCAGGGGGGUUUGAGCGGCAUGCUGCUAGAUGCGGGGCCGCAGUUCCCCGCGCUGGGAGUGGGCACGUUCGCCCGGCACCCGCCCCCGUCGGCGGCGGAGAUGCAAGAGCGCGAACUGAGCCUGCAGAACAGCUUCGUGGACUCGGCGGCGGCGGCGGCGGCGGCUCACCUGGGGGCCUUCAAGCUCAACGCGGCGGCAGCGGCGGCGGCUCACGAGCUCUCCCCGGGGCAAGGCUCGGCUUUCAGCUCGCAGGCGCCGGCUUACCCGCACGCCGCCCAUGUCGGUUCCUACUCCGGGCCGCCUUUCAACUCCCCGCGGGACUUCUUGUUUCGGAGCCGAGGCUUCGGGGAGCCGACGGCGGGCGGCGGCGGACAGCACGGGCUUUUUGGGGCGGCGGCAGCGGCGGCCACCGGCAGCCUCCACCAUCCGCACGCGGAGGCGCAGAGCCACCUGCUCUUCCCGGGCAUCGGAGAUCAGCAUGGCGCUCCCGGUUCCCCCAACGUACUCAACGGGCAGAUGCGCUUGGGCUUACCCGGAGAAGUCUUCGGUCGGUCGGAUCAGUACCGGCAGGUGUCCAGUCCCCGAACUGAUCCUUAUUCGGCGGCCCAGCUGCACGGCCAAUACGGCCCCAUGAAUAUGAACAUGGGCAUGAACAUGGCGGCACACCACGCUCACCACCCGCACGCCCACCCGCACGCCCACCACCAUCACCACCACCACCACCACCACCCCGGGGCCUUCUUCCGCUACAUGCGCCAGCAGUGCAUCAAGCAGGAGCUGAUCUGCAAGUGGAUCGACCCGGAGCAGCUCAGCAGCCCCAAAAAGAGUUGCAAUAAAACUUUCAGCACCAUGCACGAGCUGGUCACCCACGUCUCCGUCGAGCACGUCGGGGGUCCUGAGCAGAGCAACCACAUCUGCUUCUGGGAGGAGUGUCCGCGCGAAGGGAAGCCCUUCAAGGCCAAGUACAAGCUGGUCAACCACAUCCGCGUGCACACGGGCGAGAAGCCUUUCCCCUGCCCCUUCCCGGGAUGCGGCAAGGUCUUCGCCCGCUCCGAGAACCUCAAGAUCCAUAAAAGGACGCACACAGGGGAAAAGCCCUUCCAGUGUGAGUUCGAAGGCUGUGACAGGCGCUUUGCCAACAGCAGCGACCGGAAGAAGCACAUGCACGUCCACACUUCGGACAAACCCUACUUGUGCAAAAUGUGUGACAAAUCUUACACCCACCCCAGCUCUCUGCGGAAACACAUGAAGGUCCAUGAAUCUUCCCCACAAGGCUCCGACUCCUCGCCUGCUGCCAGCUCUGGCUACGAAUCCUCCACCCCUCCCGGUUUGGUGUCCCCCAGCACAGAGACCCAAAGUACGGCCGCCUCCAACUUGUCUCCGGCAGCUGCUGCGGCGGCCGCCGCCGCAGCAGCGGUGGCGGCGUCUGCAGUUCAUCGGAGCAGUAGCAGCAGCGGCACGGGUGGCUCGGGCGGCGGCGGAGGCGGCGGCGGCGGCGGAGGGAGCCACAGUAGCCUUACCUCCAAUUUCAACGAGUGGUACGUCUGAGGACGCCCAGUGCUGCUGCCACUCUUCUUGGAUCCCUGGGGGCCAAGCAGUCGGAGUCCGUUUUGCAACUGUCUCUCAUUCACUCUCUUUUUUCUCCUUUUGCUUGAAUUCGAAAACAUUCCGAAGCAGAGAGAAAGAGAAAGAUUGAGAGAGAGAGAGAAAUGCGGAUAGGGACUCUUUAAAAAAACAAAAAAAAGAGAGGAAUAAGGAGGAGAGGAAGGAGAAGGAAGUCUUCAAAGCAGCAAAGGGUUCUCCCCACCCAGAGACAGCCGCUGCCUCCACACUUGCAAAUAUUCCGUGUGCAGAGAUUUGUCCUCCAAGCGCCUUGGAACAAAAGAUCAGAGCUCGUCCAUCUCUCCCAGUGUACAUAGAAGAAUCCAAGGUGGUAAUCAACCUUUUCUUAUUGUAUAGAAAUUGGUCCACUUUGUGAGCUAUGGAUUGCUUUUCCUUUAUCAUUUCCCACUCAGAGCUCUUUUUGCCUCUUGAGCAUCCUUCUCUUUUCUCUUCUCUUCUCUUCUCUUCACCUCUCCCCUAGUUCUCCUAGUUCUCGAAUUCAUCUAUUUUAAAAGGGGAGAAGGGAAAAACAUGAAAGCAAAUGGUUUUUUUUUCUCUCCUGUAAUUGUGGUAUUGAAUAUUGUGUUCCCUUUUAAAGAGGCAACUUUGAUUGUAAACUUCAUUAAAAUAUAGAUCUGAAAG